Molecule: messenger RNA, 5922 nt
Organism: Jaculus jaculus (lesser Egyptian jerboa)
Lineage: Eukaryota; Metazoa; Chordata; Mammalia; Rodentia; Dipodidae
Gene: Rbsn
Product: rabenosyn, RAB effector
Exons: 12
Coding region: 275-2638 (787 amino acids)
Molecular function (GO): metal ion binding
Source: RefSeq, a predicted model, not a curated record
GACGUGUGCCGUCCUGCUGCGCGGGGUCAGGCUGUCGCGCAGUGCGUGGGCGUGCGCGUGACCGUGGGGCCCUGCGGCGUGCGUAGUCGGGUGGCCGGCUGGGCCUCCCUCUGGACGUGCAAGGUCCCUCCUGCUGCAGUGAGGAAACUUCACCAGGGCCAGAUACUUCUCCAUCACAUUGCUGCUUAAGCUGAUGCUGGAGUCCUUGGGAAGGCUGGGGAAGGGUCAAGCUGACUUGGCAUGAAGCCCCUGCCUUCCCGAGGCUGAGAGGGGCAUGGCCAUGGCUUCUCUGGAUGACCCAGGGGAAGUGAGGGAGGGCUUCCUCUGUCCUCUGUGCCUGAAGGAUCUGCAGUCGUUCUAUCAGCUCCAGUCACAUUAUGAGGAAGAGCACUCCGGGGAAGACCGUGAUGUCAAAGGGCAAAUUAAAAAUCUUGUCCAAAAAGCUAAGAAAGCAAAGAACAAGUUGUUGAAACGAGAAGGUGAUGAUCGAACAGAAUCAGGGAACCAAGGAUAUGAAUCAUUCAGCUAUGGAGGGGUUGAUCCUUACAUGUGGGAACCCCAGGAACUUGGUGCUAUAAGAAGUCAUCUUUCUGACUUUAAAAAGCAUCGUGCUGCAAGAAUUGACCAUUAUGUUGUUGAAGUUAAUAAGCUGAUAAUCAGGUUAGAGAAGCUCACUGCCUUUGACAGAGGGAAUACUGAGUCUGCAAAGAUUCGAGCAAUAGAAAAGUCUGUGGUGCCUUGGGUCAACGACCAAGAUGUUCCUUUCUGUCCAGACUGUGGUAGUAAGUUCAGCAUCCGAAACCGUCGCCACCACUGCCGCCUCUGUGGGUCUAUCAUGUGCAAGAAGUGCAUGGAGCUCAUCAGCCUGCCCUUGGCAAACAAGCUCACCAGUGCCAGCAAGGAUUCUCUGAGCACCCAAACCAGCCCCAGCCAGUCACCCAACAGUGUCCACGGCUCCCGCCGGGGCAGCAUUAGCAGCAUCAGCAGUGUUAGCUCAGUCCUGGAUGAGAAGGAUGAUGACCGGAUCCGCUGCUGCACACACUGCAAGGACACACUUCUCAAGAGAGAGCAGCAGAUCGAUGAGAAGGAGCACACGCCUGACAUCAUGAAACUCUACGAGAAACUUCGGCUUUGCAUGGAGAAAGUUGACCAGAAAGCUCCUGAAUACAUCAGGAUGGCAGCAUCGUUAAAUGCUGGGGAAACAACCUAUAGCCUGGAAGAUGCCAAUGAUCUUCGAGUAGAAGUGCAGAAAGUGUACGAGCUAAUAGAUGCUUUAAGUAAGAAGAUCUUAACAUUGGGUUUGAACCAGGAUCCUCCACCUCAUCCAAACUCUUUGAGGCUACAGAGGAUGAUCAGAUACUCAGCUACACUUUUUGUGCAGGAAAAGUUACUGGGCUUGAUGUCACUGCCAACUAAAGAACAGUUUGAGGAACUGAAAAAGAAAAGAAAGCAGGACCUGGAGCGGAAGAGGACCAUGGAGAGACAGGCUGCCUUGGAGUCUCAGCGAAGGCGUGAGGAAAGGCAGAGUGGCUUAGCAUCUCAUGCUGCUAAUGGGGAAGUGUCAUCUCUCCGAGGGGGCCCUGCCCCACUGAGAAAGGCUGAGGGCUGGCUUCCGCUGUCAGAGGGCCAGGGACAUAGCGAAGACCCUGACCCUCUCCUCCAGCAGAUCCACAAUAUAACAUCAUUCAUCAGGCAGGCCAAGGCUGCUGGCCGCACUGAUGAGGUGCGCACACUACAGGAGAAUCUGCGGCAGCUGCAGGAUGAGUAUGACCUGCAGCAGACUGAGAAGGCCAUUGAGCUAUCCCGGAGGCAGGCUGAGGAGGAGGACCUGCAGUGGGAGCAGCUGCAGAUGCUUCGGAAGCGGGAGUGGGAACGAGAGCAGGAACAGUUCCGGGCGGCAUCCCUCCACACACGGACUCGGUCCCUGGAUUUUCGAGAAGGCAUACCCUUCCAGCUGGAGCCCAGUCAAGGGCUUCGCACCCACCUUGCUUAUGCUUUGGAUCUGGGAUCCUCCCCAGUUCAGGGCAGCACAGCUCCUGAGACUGCUUCACCCAAUUCAGCUUUGGCAUCCAUCCAUGCGUGGUCUGGGCCCCCAGCCCUUGACCAAGAAUUUCUCCCCCAGAGCAUCAUGUCACAACAAAAUGCUAUGUCUUCCUUCAACCCAUUUGAUGAGGAAGACCUUUCCAGCCCCACACAGGAGCGUGCUGCCAGCCCUAUUGCUGCAGAGGCUUUCCUGGGCCCUCCAGCUGCUGUCCCUAGGGAGCACAAUCCUUUUGAGGAGGACGCUGAGGAGGAGGUGGCUACAGGGACAGGAAAUCCCUUCACUGACCCAGAUAGUCCAGCACCCAACCCCUUUGAUGAGGAAGAUGACACUCAUCUGAGGCCCACAAGCCCACCUGCCCCUGGAAACCCUUUUGAGGAACAUGACGACACCAAUCCCUUUGAGAUGGACACUGACAGUGGCCCAGAGGCUGAGGAACCCAUUGAGGAGGAGCUGCUCCUGCAGCAGAUUGACAAUAUCAAGGCCUACAUCUUCGAUGCCAAGCAGUGUGGCCGCCUGGAUGAAGUGGAGGUGCUGACCGAGAACCUGCGGGAGCUGAAGUCCACCCUGGCCAAGCAGAAGGGGUGCCCUGACUGACUAGCAGUGGGCAGGGGCCUGGUAGAGGCCUAGACAGCAGGACAAGGCAGAGUAUUGACAGGGACAGGGACAGAGCCAGGGUGGGAAGCUAGAUACUCACAGUUAGGAGUGGGAACCCUCAGUUUUGUGCUGUGCACUUUGAGGCAUUUGCACUGCAGUUGAAAAAUGACAGAACUAGAACAGGGAAAACGGUCAGCAUUCUCUUUCAGGCUUUUAUGCUUUUAUUUUUUUAAUUGAAGUUUUUCUCUUUUCAAAGAAACUUUACAUUUUUAUUUUUGAGAUUCAAUGCAUCUGUUGAACCAGUGCAGAAAUGGCUGCUGGGCAUCUCUUGGGCCACUUGCUACUGCUUGUUCUCAUGAUGCAGUAUUAGUAGGCAGCUCUUGACAGGGCCCUUCCUGGAGCCAGGACUGACAGGAUGGGCUCCAUGAGUCGUCCCUUCUGCAGCAGAAGUCUUUCCCCACUGGGCUCUGGGUUCCCUUUUACCUGCUCAGAGUUGCCUGCUAGGCAGUGCAUGGGAGGGGCUGCCCUGAAGGGGAAAGUCUAGGCCCCCAGAGGAGAUGGGGGGAGAGAUGUUUUGCCAUUGUGCUUUCCUGUCAUCUGAAAGAACUAACACUCCCAUAGCAGGGAUGUCAUUGUGAGUUUGAUCAUGAAAUAGGAGUAAAAAACUUUUUGGUGGACAUUAGUAUAGUUUGGGAGUUUUCCCCCAAGCAAUUGUCUUAGAUGGAAGGAAACCACCUUCCAGGGUUUUGGGCAGGAUGACUCUGUUCUGGGCUCAAUUCAAGGGCCUAAUGUAAAAUUCAAGAAUUGUGACUAGGAAGUGUCUGUGGACCAUCAGCAGGAGAGGGGAAGCUUCUGAGUCAGAAGAUAAAUUCUAAAAACUGCCAAGACUCUUUGAUUAGCCUUCUUCUCUGGUUUAUCCUGACCUGGGGCACUAGUAGGAUUUUUUUUUUUUUUUUUUUUUUUUUUUUUUUUUUACCACUUUCAGUAUUGAGAACCUGACUGUUUGAUGCAUAGCCUAUGAUCAUUCCACAGCCCUGAAGUACUUGAACUCUUAGGUAAGGGAUAGAAAAGGAAGCUGUUUUUGUAGUUUGGUGCUUUGAUUUAUGGGACGGUCCCUUAAUUGACACCUGGGAUCAUAAUAUCCAGGUGAGCCAGGCAUGGUGGCGCAGGCUUUUAAUCCCAGUACUCGUGAGGCUGAGGUAGGAAGAUCACUGAGUUCAAGGCCAGUCUAGGCUAGAGUGAGUUUCCUGAUCAUCCUGGGCUACUGUGAGACCCCGUCAAAACAAAAACAAACAUAAAUGACCCCUAAUACACAGAUGUGCUGAGUUCUGGGUGUUCUUCUUUAGUGACAUUUGUUAAUGGACAGUAAUCAACCACUAGUCACUUUAUCUCCCUUAACUAACUCUGGGCUAUGGCUUCCAUCGGUUAUUGGUGUGUGGAGUGAAAUUCUUUUGUCCCAUUCUGGUGAACACCCCUCUUGAUGAUGGGAAUGAUUCAUUUUGGGUGUAAAGACCUCCAUUUAUGGCAGCUUUCAUCUCAGUUCUUAGCACCUGCUGGGACUUUUGGCUACAUGAAAAAGUCCUGUAUUGGGGUGUAGGAGAGAUAUGGAGGACCUUUGCAUUUGAGUUCUGUUGACAAAUGUUUACAGGAUAGUAGGUUACCAGUGCCAGCCACUUUCCAGCCCUGUUGUUGUCACAGGCUGUCUUGGGAUGUGGUCAGCUGGGCAUCUUGAGAUGCUGCCUGGUGCAGGUCUCUUGUCUUCCUGACCAUGAUGCUGCUGUUGCAGGGUUCUAGGCAUAGCUGGUAUGCUCCUCCUGCUCAGGCUGUCUUUCCUUCCUGAAGAGGAGACAGCUUUCUGCACAUGAAGAAGCUGAAUGCUGCCUUCUGUUAUCAUUGCUUUUCUUAGGAGACUGUAUUAUCUGAUUAUCCACUAAAUGUACUCCUUCCUUAAAGUUAUUCCCAGCUAGCAAUCUGUAACUGGGAGCAUUGAGAAACACUUUUAGAUGUUGUUUUUCAAAACUCCAACUCACUGAAUAUACUAAACUCAACUAAAACCAGAUUCUGUGGGUUUCAUUGAAUUCUUCUGAGGCUGCAUAUUUUUUUUCAAAAAAGGUCAUUUCAUUCUGAUUAAAGGGUCAAUUAAAAUUAAAGGGUCAAAAGACAUUAGAAUUCUAAAUAUACACACAUCAGAAACAGGUACAAUCAGUUUCAUAAAACAGGUUCUACUGGAUUUUAAGUCACAGAUUAACCUCAACACAGUAAUAGUGGGGCAGUCUAGUGCACCACUGCCACUAAUAGGUAAGUCAUCCUGACCAAAAGAAAAAGAAAAGAAAGAACAGAAACGUCAGAGUUAAAUGAUAUCAUAAGUCAAAUGAAUCUAGCAGAUAUCUAUAGAACAGUCUUUCCAAAAGCUGUAGAGGAUGCAUUCUUCUCAGGAAACUUUUUCUUCAAAGGAUGACACAUUAGGACACAAAGCAAGUUCAACACAUACAGAAAAGUUGAAAUAACUUCUUACAUUUUACCUGACAACAGUGUAGUAAAGCUAGAAAUAAACAGCAAGGGAAACCAUAGGAAAUAUGCAAGAUCAUGGAGAUUAAGCAACAGAUCAUUGCAUACUGAAAUAAAGAAAUAAAGAAGAGUGGCUGCAUUCUUUAUUGAGUUCCUCCUGGCCGUGUUCUGAAAGUGAGGCAUGAUAGAACUGUUUCCUUUUGCUGCACCAUUUGCCAGAAUUCAUGCUGUCCCAGAGUUGUAAAGACAGGUUGAUAUAGAGAGAAGUUGGUCUAUGAGUUAUAACCACAGCUUCAACUUCUUAGCCUCAUGUAAACAUUUCAUAAAGUCUUUGGAACACAUAGCUCCACCUCAUCAGCUAAGGAGCAAGUUCUGGAUAUGGUGUUGAUAGAUCUCCCUAGUUACAGGGUGUGUUUAAUGAGGAAGAGACUUUGGGUCUUCAGGCAUUGAGUAAAGCUGGCUCUUUCUGUGGAAGCCUUGUUAGUGUCUCCUCUUUAAUACACUAAGGACCUUUACUCAGUGCACUGACCACUCUGUAUUUUUGCUGUCAGAUACUAAAAUGUACCUCUAAGUAAUCACAAGCUAUGUGAUAUGUUGGACAUUGGUAUAGUUAUGUGAUGGGAUUCAAACUGGGAAGCUGGUUUCUACUAGGUCACAGGCUAGAGGAGCAGGUCGUGCUGGACAUUUGACAGUGACUGUCUCCAAGGGUUUGUGACAUGCAUGCACUACUUUGGGGCCUUGUAUCAGCAUCUUUUAUUAAAAAAAUUAAAAUAACA